Messenger RNA from Pollicipes pollicipes, 588 nucleotides. RefSeq names its product muscle-specific protein 20-like. The transcript has 6 exons. Gene Ontology annotation, cellular component: actin cytoskeleton. Gene Ontology annotation, biological process: actin filament organization. Gene Ontology annotation, molecular function: actin filament binding. NCBI's taxonomy places the organism in Eukaryota, Metazoa, Arthropoda, Thecostraca, Pollicipedomorpha, Pollicipedidae. Bases 1 to 507 code for a protein of 168 amino acids. The record is from RefSeq and is a predicted model, not a curated record.
AUGAAUCGCCAGGUGUUCGUUCUCAGCAUACGCGCACGACCGGACGUCGACACGUGCUCCGCCAGAAGGGUGCUGCUCAUCACAGGGCGCCGCGCCUCCCCCACACGUGGCUGGCAGACGGUGGGUCGCCGUGACCCGGGCGUGGAGGCGGAGGUGCAGCAGUGGAUCGAGACCGUCACGGGAGAGAAGUGGCCCGCUGGACAGGACUACAGCGUCACCCUCAGAGAUGGGCAGGUGCUGUGCAAAUUGAUGAACAAACUGGCACCCGGCUCCAUCAAGAAAAUCAACACGACCGGAACCUCUUUUAAGUUCAUGGAAAACAUCAAUAACUUCCAGAAGGCGAUGCUGGCGUACGGCUGUUCUGAUCUGGACAUCUUCCAAACCACGGACCUCUUUGACAAGAAGGAUAUUCCAGCCGUCACCAACUCCAUAUUCGCCCUCGGUCGACAGACAUACCAUCACCCCGAGUGGCGCGGCCCGUGGCUGGGACCCAAGCCGACAGAAUAGGUCCGAGUAUCCGGCGGAGUCGUGUUCAGGGCAGCGGUGAUCGAAGGGACGGGCAGAACACGAGCAGCUUUGGCGGCCAGA